Messenger RNA from Eleginops maclovinus (Patagonian blennie), 2600 nucleotides. It is a transcript of the gene fam20a, whose product is annotated as FAM20A golgi associated secretory pathway pseudokinase. NCBI's taxonomy places the organism in Eukaryota, Metazoa, Chordata, Actinopteri, Perciformes, Eleginopidae. The coding region runs from base 207 to 1805 and encodes 532 amino acids. The record is from RefSeq and is a predicted model, not a curated record. Gene Ontology annotation, biological process: enamel mineralization. The transcript has 11 exons. Gene Ontology annotation, cellular component: Golgi apparatus. Gene Ontology annotation, molecular function: protein serine/threonine kinase activator activity.
GAGGAGGAAAUAAGAAGUGAAGCUGGAAGCAACAGAGAGAAACACACAGAUAGAAAAGAGACAGAGUUGGACCAACCUCUAAGUGCUUCCAUCUCGCCUCUGCCUGGCUGACUGUGUGGGAGAGUACAAGUGAUGCCUUGCACUCUGAGGAGCACCACAUAAUCAGGACUUUCUUUAGCUUCCUAUAUUUUAAACUCUCUGCUUCAAUGAUGAGGAGGGACCGUCUCUUGUUAGCCGCGACCCUCACUGCCAUCUUCUCCGCUGACCUCUACUUUGUCCUCCUGCCAAAGCUGAGAAACGUGGGGUUGGGGUCCGGGGACUUUUGCCUGUGUAGUUCGGACAACCUCACCCUUCCCAGGCACGGAGGUCUCGCCACUCCACAGCUCUCAAACUGGACUCUGGAUGAAAGCACAUCCGAACCCGCUGAUGAUGGUGGCUCCAAGCUGGAGAGGCUGUUCGCUCACCCUCUGUACAACAUCGAGACUCCGGCGCUGGGUGCAGAGCAGAGGCUGCUGCAGGCGGAGCAGCUGAUGGAGUACUACAGGAGGAAGGUGGCACGCUGGGAAAGACACAUGCAUCUCUACAGCGAGGCAGCGGCUUUGUCAAACAUCUCUCUGACUGAACAUGAAGUGACCUUUGACCCUGAAGCCAGCUGGCUAAAGUUCCACCAGGGAAUAAGCAGCUACGCUCUGUACUCCCGCAAUGACCCCGCCGUCCCCAAACUCCUCAAGGACAUGCAGAGGAUGACGGUCGUUAGCGCAGAUUACACUCAAGAUGAGAAGGCCCUAAAAGGAGCGUGUGAUUGUACCCAAGUUGUGAAGCCCAGCGGACAUCACCUAAAGCUGGCUCUGAAGAUGCAAAACUUUGCUAAAGCCAUGUUCAAACCAAUGAGGCAGAAGAGGGACGAGGAGACUCCAGAAGACUUCUUCUACUUUGUUGAUUUACAGAGGCACAACGCAGAGAUCGCUGCCUUUCACCUGGACAGGGUCCUGGACUUCCGGAGGGUACCGCCGGUGGCUGGCAGGCUGGUGAACAUCUCAGGAGAAGUUCUGCUAGUUACCCGCAACGAAGACCUGCGAGCUGUGUUCUUCACUUCACCCGCCAACAACACGUGUUUCUUUGCCAAGUGCCUGUACGUCUGUAAGACAGAGUACGCAGUGUGUGGAGGCCCCGACCUGCUGGAGGGAUCCAUGUCGGCGUACCUGCCCAGCCUCAGCAUCGCCCCCCGCAUCUCCAUCCCCAACCCCUGGACGCGCUCAUACACCUUUGCUGGACGAGAAGAGUGGGAAGUGAAUCCUUUCUACUGUGACACUGUUAAACAGCAGUAUCCCUAUAACUCAGGAAACAGGCUCCUCAACAUCAUCGACAUGUCCAUCUUCGACUUCCUCACAAGCAACAUGGACAGACACCAUUAUGAGAUUUUCACCAAAUUUGGAGACGAGGGAUUCCUUCUCCACUUGGACAACGCCAGAGGGUUUGGGAAACACUCUCAAGAUGAGAUGUCCAUCCUGGCUCCAUUAUCCCAGUGCUGCAUGAUAAAGCGCUCCACACUGGUGCGUCUGCAGCUCCUGGCCCGACCAGAGUUCAGACUGAGCGAUGUGAUGAGGGAGUCUCUGAAGAGAGACUCUUUACAACCCAUCCUGACGGAGCCCCACCUCUUAGCGCUGGACCGCCGGUUACAGAAGGUCCUCCGAGCGGUCCAGCGCUGCAUCAGGAGGCUGGGCGAGGAGGAAGUGAUCACCAAGGACUUUGCCAAAUCCACAGCGACACCUCAGAUCGCCACAGACAUGAAGAAGGACAGGUAGCACAGGAUGAAAGGCUCCUUCAUAGCUGCUCUUUGUGCAGAAGACUUCAUGAUGAAGCUCUGUAAGCAAACAAGGCUUGGAUGGUUUCGAUUUAAGGAACAAGCCAUAAAUGGAAGACGGGUUGAAAUCUUCUGAGCUUGUCGGAAAAGUAAGGAAUCUCAUGGAAGAGUUUCAGAGUGUGAAUCACUGCAGGACUCACAGAGGGAGUUCCACAUUUGAUUUCCUUUAAUGGUCAUAAAUUCCCCCAAGGGUGCAUUUUAUGACUCUCUCUUCUUUAUGUCCACGAACACAACACCAGGUACAUCAAGAUUGAAAGCCUGAUGGCUGUGGGAUCAAACAUUGUGGUUUUAAAUGGGUUGAAAUGAAGAUAUGUUUUGCUCUAAGCAUCUGAGUUUCUGUACUUUGGCUACACCGUUUAUUUAACACGUAUUAUAAAGAGCUUAAGUUGAUCUUACAGAACUUGCACCCUUGCCAAAAUGUAUGUGCAUUGACACAGCCAACAUGAUGGAAAAUGAAACCAUUAAAAAGCCAAAAAAUGCCCCUUAAAAACCAAUGUUAGUAACCAAAAAUGAGUAGAAGUAUCAGGGAGUAUAUUUAUUUUUAAAUGAAGCUAUAGUAUGGGAGUUCUCUCACGCAUCAAAUUCAGCAAUGGAGUUACUAUUAAUAAAAGAGAGCUACGAUGCACUGGAUCAGUUGUUUGCCAAAUUAAUGCUGGUGAAUAUUGUGGUUAUAGAGAGCAGAAUGUGUGUUUGUUUUGUUCUUAUUUUAAAAUAAAGUUAUUUUGAAGAGAAAUUA